UAAAAUGGCGUGGAGGAACGGAUUCUUGAUUUUGGUUUAUUGUUUUGUUUAUUUUCAAAGAACUACAUCAAAGACCGUAAGCUUAUCUGUUGACAAAACACUUCCGGUUAUAGAAGGAGACAACAUAGAUUUUACUUGUGUAGUAACAGGAACUCCGAGAUUUGUUACUUUCGAAUCAUCGCUCGUGGAAGGAGAUAUCGUCGCCUGGAUAUUUCCAAAUGAUAGCUGUAGUUUUUUUCAAUCCCCAAAUAGGACCGUGUUUGAUGCCUCUUGUGACUGGCCAUUAACAUUUUCUAUGACUAUUUUGAAAGCUUCAUCUUCUUAUCAUCAAAGUAACGUCACAUGUGAAGUUUUAUAUAGUUCUGAGGCUUCUGAUUCAGUGGAAGGUUUUAUUACCGUUGAGGUGAACGUACCGUUAGUGGCUGUAGACAUGGAAAUUAAAGAAAACAUAACUCUGCAAGAGAAUGCUGAAAUUAAUAUCACGUGUGCAGCUAGAAGUCGUCCUCUUCCACACUUUACAUGGUUCGUAUCUGGACGUCAGAUUCACGAUAAUUACACACUAACAACGUUUGAUGAAACGGGACCAUCGGGAACCAGUACACUCACGUAUACUGGGAACAGGACCGAUAAUGCGGAGCGAUUGUAUUGUGUUGCAAAUAGUGGUGAAAAACAGCUGAAUAAUGGAACCUUCUUAUCAAUUACAUACCCACCGGACAUUGAUGUUUAUCAAAAUGGAAUCCCAAUAGAAGGAACUCAACAAUAUAAUAUAUCCUGCUUAAUUCUAGAUAGCAAUCCUUCAGUCAACAAUUUUAGAUGGUAUAUUAAUUCAGAACUGGUUUCCGAACAAACCAGUAAUAUCCUGACAAUAGGUUAUUUGAAUAGAACCGAUACUAACAACUACACAUGUAAUGCAACCAAUGGCAUCGGAGAACCGACUACAGAUAUUAUCUUUCUGGAUGUCUUAUAUAAAGGAUCAAUUUUGAUGUUCACCACUACAAAUACAUCUAUGAAAGAGGGACAAACAUAUACAGCUUAUGUCGAUGUAGAAGGCAAACCUCUACCUAACGUAACAUGGACACGUGAUAGAACAGACGCCAUAUUGCUGACAGAAAAUGACGUCACGAACAGCAGUCUGAAUAUGACUUCUAUGUGUGAGGACACAGGAAACUAUACUGUUUCUGUUGAUAAUGGUCUCAUUCAGCCAGACAGACGACAUUUCAGACUAAGUGUCUUCUGUUCACCACACAAGGAUCAGAGCACAAACAACCCGGACGAGAUAUCUAUCGAGGCUGGAGAGAUGUUUAAAUUAGAAACUAAGAUAGUAGCUUUUCCUCAACCCAACAUCACUUGGUAUUUCAGAUCCAACAGCUCUCAGACCAAUCGGAUCUUAAUUUCAGACAACAAUGUUCUGAUAUCUGAUAUUAGUAAUGACGCAAUCCAUCUACUGACACUAACCAUAGAGAAAACUAAUUCUUCACACAGUGGUCAAUACACUCUUAUGGUACACAACUCGAUAGGACAAGACAAUACAAGUUUUACUGUAAAUAUAAUUGAAGCUCAUUCAGAAUCUUCCGUGAAGGUUGAGGCUAUUGUUGCGGGCGUUCUCGGUGCUGUUGUGUUCAUUAUAUUAGCUGCUUGUGUAGUAAACUGCUACAGAAAGAAGCAAAAGAAAGAAAAACAACGCAAGAGAUCGUGGAGAUCAAGUUCAAAGGAUAUAGAUGAUAUUAUAAAAGAAAAUCCUAUUGAAGACUUUGGACCAAUAGAACCUGCAUAUACAAGUAAUACAAUGUAUUAUAAGAACCAACCCAGCAUACAGCCAAUAGAAACAGGUGAAAAUACAAAUAAAAUCUACGCUAAAGUUGUCAAGCAGACGACAAGACAGCAACCGGAAGUAGUAAUAGCCGACAGUGAUGCUAAUACCAAAUUAUGAAGUUGUUUGGCCAUGACCUACUGCCUACAACAUGGUGGUUCGAUGCCUGUCUCACAGUGUGUUAUUAUAGCUGGU
Messenger RNA from Mytilus trossulus (common blue mussel), 2005 nucleotides. RefSeq names its product hemicentin-1-like. Gene Ontology annotation, biological process: cell-cell adhesion. NCBI's taxonomy places the organism in Eukaryota, Metazoa, Mollusca, Bivalvia, Mytilida, Mytilidae. Gene Ontology annotation, molecular function: cell adhesion molecule binding. Gene Ontology annotation, cellular component: cell-cell junction; plasma membrane. The transcript is spliced from 11 exons. The coding region runs from base 5 to 1930 and encodes 641 amino acids. The record is from RefSeq and is a predicted model, not a curated record.